AUGACCGUCACCGCAAGCAGCAGCGGCACCAGCACUCCUCGACCCAGCGGUAUCGUCGUCUUCUCUGGCGGCAGCGCAGCCAACAGCCUUGUUGACGUCUUCAAGCAUCUCGCCCAAAGCAAGAGCUGCCCGCUCAGCUAUGUCAUCCCUAUCAGCGACAAUGGCGGCAGCUCCAGCGAGCUGAUUCGAGUAUUCGGUGGGCCGGGCAUUGGAGACGUACGAAGCCGUCUAGUCCGCUUAAUUCCUUCUGACGAGGAGGAAGAGCAUCCCAACUCCGAACGCAGCGCCAUCAAAGCGCUCUUCAACCAUCGUCUAGCCAGCGACGGGCCUACCGCACGGCACGAAUGGCUCGACAUUGUCGAAGCCCGACAUGCGCUAUGGAAGAACAUACCGUCUUCCCAAAAGGAGCUCAUCCGCUCAUUCCUGAACCUGAUCAACCUCGAGAUCGUCAAGCGCGCACGACCCUCUUCCGUAUUCGACUUCUCCUCCGCCAGCGUCGGCAACCUGUUCCUGACCGGCGCGCGGCUCUUCUCCGGCUCGUUCGAAAGCGCCAUCUACCUCUUCAGCAGCAUCAGCGGGGUCCCGUCCAACGUGGAAGUCCUGCCGGCCAUCAAUUCCAAUUUCUCCCACCACAUCUCCGCCGGCCUAGCCAACGGCACCGUGAUUACCGGCCAGAACUCCAUCUCUCACCCUUCUGUCCCUACGGCACUCAGCCAAGCCCGCGGCGACGAUCUCCCCAUAAGUCCUACCGCCGAGGCCGAAGCGCAAGACCACAUCGAGGACGCAAACCUACCCGGAUCACUGCCGACUUUACGCAAACAAUAUAUUAACUUUUCCAAAACCGAAGAAGAAGAUCUUCCCGCCCGCAUCGAGCGCAUCUGGUAUAUCAACCCCUACGGACAAGAAAUCCGGCCCCCAGCCAACCCGCGCGUCGUACAGGCCCUCGACGGCGCAUCAUGCGUCGUUUAUAGUAUCGGCUCGCUCUAUACCUCGAUUAUCCCGUCCCUGAUCCUGCGCGGCGUCGGCCAGGCCAUUGCCACCAGUCUCACGCUCCGGCAUAAGGUACUCAUUCUCAAUGGCUCGCUGGACCGCGAAACGGGGCCGUCUUCUACUCCCUUUACCGCAAUGGAUUUUGUCGCUGCCAUUGCCAGAGCGGGCGCCGAAAGCCGCGGCCUCUACGGCCAGCCCGAGCCCCGCGAGUUGAGACGCUACGUUACGCAUGUCGUCUAUGUCGAGGGCCAGGGCUCGCCAAAAGUCGAUAGGGAAGCGCUCUUGCAUCUGGGAAUUGAGACGGUCAGGAUAUAUGGCCGGAAGACGACCGAUGGUAGAGCAGUCCGGUAUGACGAAAAAGCAUUGAUUCAGGCCCUCGAAGCUAUCCUGGGAAAGAGAGAUGCCAGACAUGCUCGUACCAGACGCAUGACUGUCGACACUGGCUCAUAA
Molecule: messenger RNA, 1440 nt
Organism: Xylona heveae TC161
Lineage: Eukaryota; Fungi; Ascomycota; Xylonomycetes; Xylonales; Xylonaceae
Product: UPF0052-domain-containing protein
Exons: 1
Coding region: 1-1440 (479 amino acids)
Molecular function (GO): LPPG:FO 2-phospho-L-lactate transferase activity
Source: RefSeq, a predicted model, not a curated record